Messenger RNA from Bursaphelenchus okinawaensis, 4473 nucleotides. Lineage: Eukaryota; Metazoa; Nematoda; Chromadorea; Rhabditida; Aphelenchoididae. The record is from the annotation of a GenBank genome assembly.
AUGCUUUUGCCGGCUUUCCUCCUGGCUAUUAUGAAUAUUCCGUUCGCCGAAUCGGCCAAACAAGAAAUUGCGGUCGGACUCGUUUAUCAGGUCAGUCCAAGGUUUGUCAAGUGCAAGUUGAGCAAUAUUGUUGUAGUUGUCCUUGGAAGAGGUGUUUGAGCGCUAGAUCGUCGUAACACAUAUCGAAAUAGAGUACAACGGGCAGCUAAAACGUUGUAAAAUAUAUUUUUGAGAUAUUUUUUAAGAUUUCGAUAGUUUUACAAUUUAAAAUUGAUAAAAAAACUAAAAAUUUCAACCUAAAACAAUAUUUUUUGAAAAUAAUGUAAAAUACAGAAAAAUAGAAAGCUUUAUCAAUAAAAUCCUGUUUUUAAAUAAACUAGAACCUGUAAUCUUUUAACAAAAUCUUACUUUCAGAACUACGCCAGGAGUAAAGUGUACAACAAGGCCUUCAAAGAGACCAUUCGCAAUAUUAACAAUGGUCAGUCGAUGUCUGCUGUCAAACGGCUGGCUGAUAGGUAUACCUUGGUUCCGGUCGAUUGUAUUCUGUCAAAAGGACAGUUUCUACCUUCAGAUGUCCUCAACUGUCUGUGUGACACUUUACUGCACAAUAAAGUGAGUUUUGACGCAUUGCAACUAUUGAUCGGACAAAAAAUUGUCCGAAUAUUAUUUACAAAUUUUGAAAAAAGCUGAAAAAUAAAUUCAUAAAAAAGUAGUUUGCCAAUAUUUAGGUAGCUUUUAUAAUCUUUGUGACAGCAUCAGAAGACUAUGAAGCCACGACGGCAGCUGGCCAGUACUUUCUUCAUUUGGCUGGCCAAACUGGAAUCCCGAUUGUGGCCUGGAAUGCUGAUAACUCUGGUUUUACAUUUCCUAAAGUAAGGUUUCGGCCAGGUUGUUUUAAUUACUUUUAGCCGAUAUCCUUCUUCCGAGUGAUCCAGAUGGCACCACCAAUAGAACAUCAAAUUAGUGCCAUGUUGGCAUUGCUAAAAAGGUACAACUGGUACCGUUUUGGAGUUGUUUGCUCUAAAAUACCAGGGAGUGAUAAGUUCUUGAAGUUGGUUCAAAAUCACAUCAAGCAGAACGUCGAACGGGAUUUUAGGUAACAAUAGUUUAUUAUUGAGUUUACCAUCCAUUUGAGCUUUAGUAGAUCUGUUUAUUACUUUUAAAUAAAUUAAAAUUUACCUGUAAUUAAAGGACCAGUUCGCCCAUUCAAAUAUCAUUGGCAUUCUGUCGCAAAAAGCGUCGAAGAUCAGGCAAUUUCAAUCAAAAUCAUUUUUCUCAAAAAACGUGAGUGGGUCGGUGUCGAAAUGAAUUUUCCAAUUUGGGACCGACCUUCUCAGGUUUUUUGCAAAAAAAAAUGAACGUCGAAUUUUUGCGACAGAAUGCCAAUGAUAUUUGAAUGGGCGAACUGGUCCUUUAAUUACAGGUAAAUUUUAAUUUAUUUAAAAGUAAUAAACAGAUCUACUAAAGCUCAAAUGGAUGGUAAACUGUAAUAAUUAAGUAGUACUAUAACAAUUUGACAGGUUUGAAAUAGUGUACCAACAAGAAAUCGACGAUUCCUUGGGCAAAAGUCACAUCAGACGAGAACUAAUGGCACUACGAAGAUCAGACGCUCGUAUCAUUCUACUCUACAGUACCAUCACUAAAGUAAAACCUCUGUUUCAAGUGGCAGAUGAUCUAGGAUUACUCUCCGAGGACUAUUUGUGGAUUGGUACCCAGUCAGUCAAGGGCAGUAUGUCGUCAGCGAUAAUGCCGGUUCAGCCAGGGAUGCUUACAGUAAACUUUCAUACUGUAUCACACUCCAUGUUUCCUCCGCCUGACGACGUCCUGCCAAUGAUUAUUGGAAUGGCUCCAAAGCUGUUUGCCUUAGGGCUAACGAAGCUGAAUCCUUCGGUUAAUGUCACAUUUCAACCAACUUCAACUUGUGACAAUCUCACUAAAAAAUGGGAACUUGGGGGAGCGUUGUAUCAGUAAGUUGGAGUAAUAAGCAGUACUGUAAAUAUAGUUUAUGAAAUAGUAUGUUAUUAUUGUUUCACUUACAGAAGAAUGAGGACAGGCUUCUUAAAAGGCAACCCGAAUCACCCAAAAGAUGGCCAAGAUUCCUUCUUCUACACGUUUGAUGAAGAUGGCCAACUAAAGGACAGCUACUUGACUAUAUCUAACUUGAGGUAUGGGAAGAACAAACAAGGGAAGGAGAACAUGUUGUAUUGGGAUCAGGUAAUUUUGUAUAUCUUGUCAAAAUCGACCAUUUUUGUUGUCUUUAAUUUUAUUUGUUACUUUAGGUCGGAGAAUUUACGAACGGCGAACUGAAGAUGGCGGACAUUGAAUGGCCUGGCUUCCGGACUAAUCCUCCACCUGGGACUCCAGACAAGUUCCAUCUUACUGUAGUCACUCUACAAGAACCUCCAUUCAUGACAGUUUCUGAAUUAGAUCCAGAAACCAAGAAAUGUCCAGGAAAUCAAGGGAGUGUUUGUGAUUGGGGCACUGAGUAGGUCAAGAAUAUUAUACUGUUAGAAUGACAUCAAGCUAGUAGAUAAUUGUUAUGCCAUAUUACUCUAAAUUAGACUUUAGCGCUUCAUAAAAGAUAAAUUUGAGUUUAGAAACACGACAGUCCUAAAGUGUUGUACUGGGUAUUGUGUAGACCUUCUGAACAAACUGGCGGAAGAUAUCGGCUUCACGUACACACUUUACAAAGUACGUGACGAGAAGUGGGGAUUGAAAGGUGAAGAUGGCUGGAAUGGACUAAUACAAGAUCUGAUCACUCACAAGGCUGAUAUGUGUGUAACGUCGCUCAAGCUGAACAGUGAAAGGGCCAAGGACAUUGACUUUAGUAUGCCGUUCUUAGAGACUGGAAUCGCCAUUAUUGUCAAGAUUAGAAGCGGAGUUUUGUCACCGACGGCCUUCUUGGGUAUGCAGUGUUAACUAGUUCUUUAUCAUCAGCCUGAUAUUAUGUAAUCUUACUAAAACAAUACUCAUUGUAAUUCCAGAACCCUUCGAAUACUCGACCUGGGCCAUGAUCCUGCUCGUGAGCAUCCAAACCGCUGCCUUCUCGAUCUUCUUGUUCGAAUGGGUCAGUCCUCACAGCUUCAACAUGACCAGUCACCCUCCACCUGGCCACAAGUUCUCGUUGUGUCGCUCGUACUGGUUAGUAUGGGCGACGUUGUUCAGUGCAAGUGUGACUACGGAUGUGCCACGAUCUCAUGUUAGUCGAAUGAUGUCAUUGGUCUGGGCCGCUUUUGGUUUAACCUUUAUGGCAGUUUACACCGCCAAUUUGGCGGCGUUCAUGAUCACCAGAGUACAGUACUACAAUCUGGAGGGUAUUGACGAUCAUAGAGUAAGUAGUUCGAGGUAAUGUCACGAUAUUAGAUUCAAGAUGCAGAAUACCAGACUCCCAUGUUCAAGUACGGUACGGUGCACGGAGGUAAUACUCACGAACUGAUGAAGAGGAACUGGAUCAAGAUGAACAACUAUGUGGAGAAACACAAGUUCUUCGUGGAAAACAUAUCACAAGGUGUGGAGGCGGUCAGAGAAGAGUAAGUUCGUGUGAUAUUGUAACAUUUAUCUUGUAUUUAUGUUUUCUUGAAAUACGAUGGUAUGAUCUUACAGUAUACUUUGAUUGCCAUUGUUGUAUUUAAAAACUCAUUGUAAUGUAGAUUAUAACUUUUUUUGCAGAAGACUAGAUGCCUUUAUAUACGAUGCAGUGGUGCUAGAACAUCAAGCUGGCAAAGACCCAAAUUGUGAACUGAAUACUGUAGGGAAAUGGACCAGUAUGACGGGGUAUGGUAUCGGAUUCCCAAAGAACUCUCAAUUAGUCAACAAAGUUAACAAAUUCAUGUUACAGUAUCAGCAAAAGGGUAAGUUCUCUUCAUACAACAAGAUAAUUGUAUCCAAUUUUUAGUUUUUUCUAAUCCUAGUAGUACCUUUUAUCAUAUUUUCUAUUUUUAAAAUAUUUUUUCAUCAUAUUUAUCAAGAUUAUAUAGAACUAGUGACAAAUCGUAAUUGUGAUUUUUUCUCGAUUCUAGGAGAUUUGGAGAGAUUGCAAAACUUCUGGCUGACCGGAAGUUGUGUGAUCGAUACAAAUACUCAAAACACAAGUGCUCCACUGGGGAUGGAGAACUUUACCAGUGCUUUCAUAAUGUUAACCAUGGGAUCGGUAAGACUCACUUCCAAUACAAUUAAUUCAAUCUUAACUCCAAAAUAAUUACAAGCAGCCUCAAGGUAAACAUCAGUUGCAGAUCUGCUCAAUAUUCUGCUUGAUGUUGGAAUACAUUUACACGAAACAAUGGAAAACGUUUCUGAAGCGUCUUGAGAACAAGGGCUGGUUAACGGUAAGGUGUUUAAUAUAUUUUUUUCUCGUUUAUCUUCACAUUACCACCUUGUACACUAUUUCAGCCCAACACAGAGGACAUAUCACUGUCAGAAGCGGCAGUCCGCUUCCUCGAAUGGAAGAAUCGCACCAAAUCACUCAGUUCUUGA